ACACACUUGACAUUGUAAAUCCCCGUGAAUGGAACACCUUGCCUUCGAUCGAAUUUGCUCCCGGGUCAUGGUCUGUAAACGACCCUCGAGCCCAAAGAUCCCGACGUUCUCCUGCGAGACAGCUCCACGAGACCUACAGCCACCAUAGGGCGAGAUUUUCCUGCAGUGAGACGUAUAAAAACUGAACUAUACAUGACUGGCUGGGAUUUGGUUGAGAAGGAUAGUUGGAUGACGAGCCCCGAGUGAUGAGCGACGAGCCGACCUGGCAGAAGAAGACCUUUUCAAAUUGAGCUCCGCUUGAGAAGAAGGACAAUGGCGAGACAAGCUGAAACUCAAAUGACGGCCGCCGGCCCUGGUGAAAAGAACAAUCUACUGAGGCAGAUUGGCAAUGUCAUCAGCAAGCCGGGGGAAAAAGGAGAGAUCCGGGGAGCUGCUCCGACUCAGAGUGUAAGUGAGGGUGGUCAACACAACACUACUGGCUUCACGCCAAUGGCCAAAGCGAGACUGUUGGAUCGCUGGCUCGACAGGGUCGUCGCCGCUGCAGGUUCUCAAUCUGCACUCGCCAUCAUCAUGUCGGGAUUGUUGACGUGGGCCUUGCUCGGCAUCCACUACGGCCACGACAAUCUCUGGCAGAUCCUGAUCUCGGACAUCCAAGCCAUCGUCAACUACAUCUACGAUUCUUUCCUCGUUCGGCAACAGCUCAACGGAUACGACGAUGGGAUGUACGCGACCAUCCAGCUGCAGUCCCGACUCCUGAGCCACGUCAGAAUGCUCGACAGGGUUCGUCGCGGCUCCGGCUUUGACGAACUUGUCGACCUUUCCAACCAACAGCAACUGUCGGAUCGGGACAUAUCGGACUUUGCUGAUAGUCUUCCUCCAGAGACGCGGUUCGGGCGUUUCGUGACCAAGACAUCUGAGAUCCUGGGACAUCUGCUCACGAUAUGCGCGUACUGGGUGGCCGUCUUUGUUUGGAUCGGCAUCGGUCCGCUCAACGGUUGGAGCAACGACUGGCAACUGUACAUGAACUCGGCCUCGUCUGCGACCAUGGUCUUCAGCUUUGCCUUCAUCGCCAACGUCCGGGAACGCCACUCGGCGUACAUGGAAAGGUGUCUCGACCUGAUCUUCAAGGUGGACUCGGCCCUGGAAAUCAAGCUUCGACGUUUGACGGGUGAUUCUCUGGACAACCCGGUCGUGGUCGCGCCGCCACCAAAGAUGAGCAAGAUCCAACGGGCCACCUUCUACUACGCCGACUUUGUCGGAACACUCAUCGGCAUCGCCAUCCUGGUCUGCGUGAUGGUGACGUGGGUCGCCAUCGGCCCGGUCCUCGACUUCAACGACAACUGGUGGCUCAUCAUCGGCACCUACGCCGGUCUCGUGGGAAUGAAUGACGGUUUCGUGCUCCGAAACAUCCAGGCCCGACUGAAUUCGUACGUCGAAAGGGAAUUCGAUGAAAUCGACGUCGGCGACGAGAGGCUCUUCGGGGCGAUCGGGCUGACACCGCCCCCCAGGGAGACGAUCCACGACCCGAGCCUGACGUACAGACUUUCCGAGGUCAUGGCUCGCGUCUGUGCCCACGAAAUCACCGUCGUCCUCGGGGUGCUGACACUUGUCGGCCUGGUGGCCGGAUCGUCCGCCAUGAGAUGGAGCUUCACCGGCCAGUUGCUCUCGAACGUCCCACCGAGUUUGAUCGAGAACUUUCUCAUGCUCGUGCUCAUCACGGGACACAAUGCCGCCGACAAAAGGUCCCGCGUCAACCUGCGGAAUCUGUACGACCGGCGACUGAUGCUUCUUUCUUUCGUGAACCGGCUUGAAAACGCUGCCCGGGACCGAGACGUGCUGUCUCCCGGGGAUGGAACCAAGGAGCCUGCGUCGGUGAGUUGCCGCCCCAAACAUGAUGCGUGAGUGGGGCCCCCGGACUUUGUGAUUGCUUCGUUGCUUUCGUGGGAAAUCAGGAAAAAUGUCACAUGUGUUCA
Messenger RNA from Exophiala oligosperma, 1973 nucleotides. RefSeq lists its product as uncharacterized. Gene Ontology annotation, biological process: transmembrane transport. Bases 313 to 1902 code for a protein of 529 amino acids. The transcript has a single exon. NCBI's taxonomy places the organism in Eukaryota, Fungi, Ascomycota, Eurotiomycetes, Chaetothyriales, Herpotrichiellaceae. The record is from RefSeq and is a predicted model, not a curated record.